Molecule: messenger RNA, 927 nt
Organism: Anthostomella pinea
Lineage: Eukaryota; Fungi; Ascomycota; Sordariomycetes; Xylariales; Xylariaceae
Source: the annotation of a GenBank genome assembly
AUGCAGAGUUCGACGGAAAGUCCUCUCUAUGCCUGCGUGGAUGUCGAGGGGAAGGGCAAAGGCCUUGUUGCAGUCAAGGACAUCCCCAAGGGCACGCGAAUCCUUUCCGAGGUUCCCAUUAUCACCACACCCCAAGACGAACACAACAAGAACCGCCUAAUGGCCAUCAUCUGCGAGCAAGUCAGUGCCCUCACUGAAGACCAGCGCCAAGCCUUCCUCUCCAUGCACAACAUCUACCCAUACGAGACCCCUCCGGAGCAUUAUCUUGCCAUCAUCCGAACAAACGGACUUCCCAUCGACGAGGACGGAAUCGAUGGGGGCAUCUUCCUCGAAGCAUGUCGCAUGAAACAUGCGUGUGACAACAACGCCCAGAAGAGCUGGAACAAGAACAUCGAGCGGCACACCGUCCACGCCCUGAGAGACAUUGCCAAAGGGGAGGAGAUCACCGUGUUUACCUGCGCGUCCUCGGGAGCCGGGCCGCCCGCCAGGAGGCUCUCAAGGCAAAAUUCGGUUUCAAUUGCUCGUGCCGUCUCUGUUUUGGAUGGUGCGAUCGGUGCAGGUAGCCUGGCAGCCAUUUUGGCCUCUCCUCUUCGCGUUCUCCGUUGGGUCGACCGACAGGUCAGACUGUACAAUGAGCAUGGGCCGGAUGACAAUGGUCUGCCGAGAGCCUUCCUCGAUGCCGCGCAGGUUGCCAUCGCCCAUGGCGAUCUGGCACGAGGACGUAUCUUCGCGGAGAGGGCGGUGUCUGGGUGGAAGAUCCUUGGGGGCGAUGACAGCACACAGGUCCGGGAGCAUGGACACCUGGCCGUAAACCCCUCCAAGCUUGGCUUACAUGGGCUCUCGAAGGAGUGGAAGACUGCCGUGGACGAAGUCCCUCAGGGACUUGAGGCAGGCGACUUCGAAGAUUGGCUCUGGAAGAGAGAAUAG